Molecule: messenger RNA, 1940 nt
Organism: Calliphora vicina (urban bluebottle blowfly)
Lineage: Eukaryota; Metazoa; Arthropoda; Insecta; Diptera; Calliphoridae
Gene: Rala
Product: Ras-like protein A
Exons: 6
Coding region: 731-1336 (201 amino acids)
Biological process (GO): Ras protein signal transduction
Cellular component (GO): plasma membrane
Molecular function (GO): GDP binding; GTPase activity; GTP binding
Source: RefSeq, a predicted model, not a curated record
AAUUUUUUUUUGCAUUUAUAAAAGAGUAUCGAAAUAAGACGGUCGUGUGAGCGAACGAACAAAAAAGACGCAACAAACAUAAUUGUUGUGAAUAAAUUAACAUAUUUUUUCAACACACACAGCAGAAAACCAGCAAAACUUUUUUAAUUAAAGCUGGUAUAACAACAAAAAACCAAUAAUAAAAUACAGUGCAUUCGAAAAUUAAAACAAAUAAUUAGUUUGCUGAAAUAAAAGUGUGGUUAAUUAAACGUUUCUGGUUAAACAGAAAUCAAAGAGAAAACGCGCAAAUCACCGCAACAAAAAGUGUAGUGCAAAAAAAAAAAGAAUUUUUGUGUGAAAAAUAAAGAAAAACGAAAAAUAGUGAAGAAGCAUUUAAAAAAUAUAUAAAAAGGAAUAAAACAUAAACCAUAAGGAAAGAAAUACAAAAUUGCUAAAAAAAAGUUAAAAUACAAACACUAGAAAAAUAUAAUAUUAACAAUUUCGUAAAGGAUUUUAAAUUUAAGAAAUUCUUAAAGGAUUAAGAUUUUUCAUAAUUCCAAUACAAAAAAAGUUAAUUUAACUUGUUGUAAACCAUAAUUCCUUUUCUUCAUAUAUUGUACCCCUUGGGUCUUUAAUUACCAAACCACUGACGUCAUUUAUAUUGUAAUAUAAAUAUUAUUUCUUAGAAGUUUAGCUACAUUCAAAACAACAAUAUAAUUUAGUUGAAAACUUAAUACAUCACAUUACCAAAAUGAGUAAAAAACCAACAGUUGGACCCGCGUUACACAAAGUGAUAAUGGUUGGUAGUGGUGGUGUCGGUAAAUCGGCCCUAACACUCCAAUUCAUGUAUGAUGAGUUUAUUGAGGAUUAUGAACCAACCAAAGCAGAUAGUUAUAGAAAAAAGGUUGUUUUAGAUGGCGAAGAAGUACAAAUAGAUAUAUUGGACACAGCCGGCCAAGAAGAUUACGCUGCCAUUCGUGAUAAUUAUUUUCGCAGUGGCGAAGGUUUCCUUUGUGUUUUCUCCAUAACAGACGAUGAAAGCUUCCAAGCAACACAAGAAUUCAGGGAACAAAUAUUGCGCGUGAAAAAUGACGAAAGCAUACCAUUCCUGUUGGUUGGUAACAAAUGCGAUUUAAAUGACAGGCGCAGAGUUCCACUGAACGAAUGUCAGACCAGAGCCCAACAAUGGCAGGUGCCAUAUGUGGAAACAUCGGCCAAAACACGUGAAAAUGUCGAUAAGGUAUUUUUUGAUUUGAUGCGCGAAAUAAGAUCACGCAAAACUGAAGAUUCAAAAGCGACCAGUGGGCGAGCUAGAGAUAGAUGCAAGAAACGGAGAUUAAAGUGUACACUUCUUUAGGCAAUAGAUAUUUUACGAUCUUAUCAGGGAUAUUUCAACACGUAAAAAACAAACUGAGGUACGAGAGCCGUCAAAACCCGAAACUCAUUGCUGCCAAUUGCUGUAAUAAAACAUCAUUAUAUAAAUCAUAUUUCUUUUUAUUAUUAUUAUUAUUAUUAUUAAUAAUUUUUUUUAAUUUUAAAUUAAAAUAAACACAAUUUACUAUAUUAUUCUUGAAAAAAAAAUAAAGUUUUUAUUUGCAAUCUUUCCUUUUUGAAAUAAGUUACACUUUUUUUGUAAAAUGUACCAUGUACACCGUGAGAAUAUAUUAUUAUGUGUUUCCAUUAAAGUAAAAUUGACAAGAUUUUUAAUAUAAUUUUUGGUUAUUAUGACAUGAUGAUAAUUUCAAUAAAUGAACUAAAAUAAAACAAAACUAUUAUAAUGAAAUUAAUUUGCAAUAAUUUGUAUGCCUUCUUUUUAUUAUUAUUCUUUUUCAAAUAAUCAAUAUUUGUAUGUUAGAAAUUCUCCUAUUUAUAUGUAUUAAGCUUGUUUUUUUUAUAUAUUUACAUACAUAUAUAAAACUAUAUUUAAACAAUAAACAAACAAAAUUAUUAACAAAAUCAAA